Messenger RNA from Cololabis saira (Pacific saury), 4605 nucleotides. RefSeq names its product homeobox protein otx5-like. Gene Ontology annotation, biological process: multicellular organism development; regulation of transcription by RNA polymerase II. The record is from RefSeq and is a predicted model, not a curated record. The transcript has 3 exons. Lineage: Eukaryota; Metazoa; Chordata; Actinopteri; Beloniformes; Belonidae. Bases 704 to 1696 code for a protein of 330 amino acids. Gene Ontology annotation, molecular function: DNA-binding transcription factor activity, RNA polymerase II-specific; RNA polymerase II cis-regulatory region sequence-specific DNA binding. Gene Ontology annotation, cellular component: nucleus.
GUGGGCGGGGUUUAACGGUUUGCUGGUUCGAGUCUCCUGAUCCUCUAAUCAGUGACGCGGUGGAGGAUCAGAGGAGCCGCUGCGAGGAGGGACGGGUCGGGGGCCACUAGACCUCCACUAGAACCUCCAGUAGCCACAACCAGCCCUCUACUAGCCACCUCUAGUCCUCUACCAGCCCUCCAGGGACCCGCCAGGAGCCACCGACCCGCCACCCGCCGGUGCGUCAUGGCUGAUCGUGCGUAAUUCCAGCCGGAGCUGCGCGAGGCUGGACGGUUCGGGGGCCACUAGUCCUCCAGGAGCCACCACUAACCAUUCACUAGCCACCACUAGUCCUCCACUAACCCUCCGGGGACCCGCCGGGAGCCACAGACCCGCCACCCGCCGGUGAUCCGCCGGUGCGUCAUGGCUGAUCGUGCGUAAAACCAGCCGGAACUGCUGGAUAAUCGGCGCUCUGCGCCCUGACCGGUUCCCCGGGUCAGAACCGGAGUCCAGGAGGACCAGAAACCCGGACCAGGACCAGAACCAGAACCAGACCAGGAACCCGGUUUAACUCCAGAAAGUUCGGACCAGGAACCCGGUUUAACUCCAACCCUAACCCUCCGUCCCGGAGGGUCGGACACUUGUUGGUCCCGCGGCUGCUGCGGUUGUGACCCGUUUCCACCCCUGUUCCGAGCCGGUUCCGACCCGGUUCCUCCCCGCCAGCAUGAUGUCCUACAUCAAGCAGCCGCACUACAUGACCGGGCUGAACCUGCACGGUACCGGGACCGGAUUGGACGUGCUGCACACCACGGUGGCGUAUCCGCCGACCCCCAGGAAGCAGCGGCGCGAGCGAACCACUUUCACCCGGACCCAGCUGGACAUCCUGGAGAACCUGUUCUCCAAAACCCGCUACCCCGACAUCUUCAUGAGGGAGGAGGUGGCGCUGAAGAUCAACCUGCCGGAGUCCCGGGUGCAGGUCUGGUUUAAGAACCGUCGAGCUAAGUGCCGGCAGCAGCAGCAGCAGAGCAGCGGCCAGUCCAAGCCCCGCCCCCCCAAGAAGAAGGCGUCGCCGGCGUCGGAGCCCGGCGUUCCCGACCCCGUUCCCAACCCGGUUCCCAACCCGGCGGGCGGCUACAGCCCGUCCUCGGCCGGGCAGGGCCCCGUUCUGGGGGGGCCCGUCCUGGGGGGCCCCGGCACCUCGUCCUCCUCCAUCUGGAGCCCGGCCAUCUCCCCGCUGCCCGACCCGCUGGCGUCGUCAACGGCGCCCUGCAUGCAGCGGCCCUCGCCGUACGGCCUGGGCUACGGCGGGCCGGCGGCGAGCUACGGCGGACCGGCGGCGGGCUACGGCGGGCCGGCGGUGGGCUACGCGCAGGGCUACGCCAGCACCACCUCCUACUUCACGGGCCUGGACUGCAGCGCCUACCUGUCGCCCAUGCACUCGCAGCUGUCGGGCAGCGGCGGCGCGCUCAGCCCCGUGGCCGUACCCUCCAUGGGCGGCGCGCUCAGCCCCGUGGCCGUGCCCUCCAUGGGCGGCUCGCUGAGCCAGUCCCCCGCCUCGCUGUCCUCGCAGGGCUACGCCAGCGCCGCCUCGUCGCUCGGCUUCACCUCCGUCGACUGCCUGGACUACAAGGACCAGCAGGCCUGGAAACUGGGCUUCACGGCCAUGGACGUCCUGGACCACAAGGACCAGAACUCCUGGAAGUUCCAGGUCCUCUAGAGAUGGCGCUUUUACGCUGGUAGCUACUCAGCGAGACUCGACUCGCCCCCGUUUUGAGCACAAACUAACAACGUUAAAAAGCUGCUUGAAUAAAAAGGGUUACAGAAAUUGGCGAGCCAGCCAGGAGGACUAAUUUCGCCUUUUUUCUCGACAUUUCAACUUUAUUCACAAAAAUUUGACUUUUUUCUCGACAUUUCAACUCUAUUCACGAAAAUUUUGACUUUUUUCUCGACAUUUCGACUUUUUUCUUGAAAUUGUACUUCAACAUUAAUCUUGACAUUUCGACUUUUUUCUCAACAUUUCGACUUUUUUCUCGACAUUUAGACUUUUUUCUCAACAUUUCGACUUUUUUCUUAAAGUGCGUAAUGAGAAAAGCCCUGAGCUACGGCGGAGGCCGCUCCACCGGAGCGACACGAACAACCGAUUCCUGCUCCUCCUUCAUAAGAUGUAGCUCGUUUUAUCUUUUUAAACUUUCGUAGAGAUGCAAUAGUUUGGAGUUGGUUUGGAACUGGAAGGACCAGCGACGUCAUUGACUCCGUUUCCAUGCAUCAAUAACCCUUUUCUAACCGGAAUAUGAGCAAUAACCCAGUUACACGGCCAUGUAAACACCAAUAACCCUUUUGAAUAACCAGAAUAUUUGGUCAUGUUUAGCCUAACGGGAUUUCCCCAUCAAAAGGAACAGGAAUCUGUUUUCUACAUGUUUUUUUCACAAGGAAUCCUGGUCUUUUGAGUCCAGGAAGUUCUUCUAAACACGGAGAAACCAAGACCAGGAGGAGACUAAUCACUUCAUAAAUGUAAUGAAGGAUAUGAACAUUUCUGCAUUUCUAGACAGUAGAAAGUACCGGGAUAGAAGAUUUACAAGAAGGUGAGAGAGAAGUUGAAGCAGCAUUUGUAGGAACGCCAGACCAGAUCAAGCUCCGCUGGAAGACGCUGGAAAAUAAACUUCUACUGGCUGUUGAUUAUCCACCGUGCUGCUGUUGUUGUUGUAGUUGUUUUGGAUUUGGAUACAGGAAGAAGAAGCAGAAAUGACGGGAAUUGCAUCAUCACGUUCUCCGUACAUCGCUGGUUUGAUCCAGAUAUCCCAAAUGAUUACAAUCAUUUGACUGAAUUUUGACAGCAUGGAAACGUAGUCACUGAUGCUAACGUCAUGCUAACGCAACGCUAACGUCAUGCUAACGAAGUGCUAACGACAUGCUAACGACAUGCUAACGACAUGCUAACGCUACGAUAAUGUCUGCCGUCGUCGUCCAGGAGAAAUAAAGAAGCUAAAGCCUUUCAAGAGUUUGCAGGGAAAAACAAAACAAUGGAGUCCUAUCUGGAAUUCACUGAUAAACACACACACAUAUAUAUAUAUAUAUAUAUAUAUAUAUAUAUAUAUAUACAUAUAUAUAUAUAUAUAUAUAUAUAUGUAUAUAUAUAUAAACACACACACACACGUAUAUAAACACACACCUCUAAAUCAUGUUUUAGACUUGAAUGGUCCUAUGGGGGAUCAGGGUUACAUUAUUUAUAAACUUUUACGACUUUAUGCUACUUUUAGGGAAAGUAUUUUGAGUUUAGACGUUUUUUUGGGGAACUUGUGUGACGUAAAACCGUGUUAUCCGUAGUUUGACCCGUGUUAUUACACUGCAAAAAUUCAAAAUCUUACCAGGAAUAUUUGUCUUAUUUCUAGUUAAAAUGUUUCAUUUUUAGUCAAAAAAUCUCAUUCCACCUAAAACGAGACUCAUCACUGGAAAAAUAAUUUGUUAUUUGACAAUUUUCACCUGUUUCAAGUAAAUUUUUACUUGAAAUAAGUAGAAAAAUCUGCCAGUGGAACAAGAUUUAUCUUCUCAUUACAAGCAAAAAAAUCUUGUUCCACUGGCAGAUUUUUCUACUUAUUUCAAGUGAAAAUCUACUUGAAACAGGUGAAAAUUGUUGUUUUUUGAGUUGUUGAGUCUUGUCUUAAGUGUAAUGACAUUUUUUUUUAACUAAAAAUGAGACGUUCUAACUAGAAAUAAGACGGAUAUUCUUGUUAAGAUGUUGAGUUUUUGCAGUGUACUUGUUUUUUUUUAAGGGAAAUAAAUAAAUAUUGUUUUAGAUGUGUGAUAUAUGACAGUAAUGUAUAUUUUAAAGGCACUAGUGCACUAAUGCUAGUUUGGAGGGUUUUUUUAGCGGCUGAAUCGUCGGCUGAAUGUAAAGACGUCGCUGGAACCGUCGCAGGUUCGUUGCUCGUCAAACGUCCGUCUUGGUUAUUUUGGUUGAUCUGUUUCUGGGAGCGUCUCAAUCCUCUUAGCCUCCUCCAGCGAUGCUAAGUGAAUUAGUCGGGAUUAUUUCCCCACGUCCUCCCGUCCUCCCUUCCUCCCCUCCGUUCCCGUCUUUCUUGUCGUUUCCCCUUCAUCUUGUAACCUUCACCUCUUUUUUCAUGUUAUUCUGCCUUUCUGCCCCGUUGAGUGCACUGCAAAAACUUAAACUCUUAACAAGAAUAUUUGUCUUAUUUCUAGUUAAAAUGUCUCAUUUUUAGUCAAAAAACAUCUCAUUACACUUAAAACAAGACUCAUCACUGGAAAAAACAACAAUUUCCACCUGUUUCAAGUAGAUUUUCACUUAAAAUAAGUAGAAAAAUCUGCCAGUGGAACAAGAUUUUUUUGCUUGUAAUGAGAAGACCCUAACCCUAACCCUACUUAUUUCAAGUGAAAAUUUACUUGAAACAGGUGAAAAUUGUCAAAUAACAAGUUAUUUUUCUGGUCAUGACUCUUGUUUUAAGUGUAAUGAGAUUUUUUGACAAAAAAUUAGACAUUUUAACCAAUAUUCCUGGUAAAAUUUGAAGUUUUUGCAGUUUAUAUAUAUAUAUCUUGUCUUCUGCUCCAACAAAAACACCAGAAUGACUGACAACCGUCGUUCAAGUGAAGUUAAAUAAAAUCCUUUUACUA